GAUAUAAAAUGCUAUACACAGCGACUCUUUCUCUCUCGUCGUGAUUUAGGGUUUUUCUUCUUCUUGUCCACCGAAGCUUGAGGGAGAGAGAGAAUUGAAACGUCGGGAGCAAUGGCGAGCACCAAAGUUCAAAGGAUUAUGACCCAACCUAUCAACUUGAUUUUUAGGUUUCUUCAAAGCAAAGCUAGGAUCCAGAUUUGGCUUUUUGAGCAGAAAGAUUUGAGGAUUGAAGGAAGAAUCACUGGGUUUGACGAAUACAUGAACCUAGUGUUGGAUGAAGCUGAAGAAGUGAGCAUCAAGAAGAACACCAGAAAACAACUGGGAAGGAUUCUUCUUAAAGGAGACAACAUAACGCUGAUGAUGAACACGGGAAAGUGAUGACUAUUCUCUCAAGAAAAACUCUCAAGGAUUAGUACAUGGGCUUUUCGAUUAUAUCCAAAGCUUUUGCCAAGUAUAUGUUGAGUUGAGCUCCUCUUCUUCUUCAGUUAACUGACAAUGCCUUCUUCUCUUCGUUAUCGUGUAAUAUUGCAAUUUAGUAAGUUAGUAGCAAGGUUUGAGAAAUUAUGGAGUUUGGUGGAAUCUUAAGGAUGGUAUCGCCUCUUUUUGGUUAAUGGAAAUUACUAUUUUCGGGAA
This is a messenger RNA of Brassica napus (rape), 633 nucleotides long. RefSeq names its product small nuclear ribonucleoprotein E. Bases 112 to 378 code for a protein of 88 amino acids. The record is from RefSeq and is a predicted model, not a curated record. The transcript has 6 exons. Lineage: Eukaryota; Viridiplantae; Streptophyta; Magnoliopsida; Brassicales; Brassicaceae. Gene Ontology annotation, biological process: spliceosomal snRNP assembly; mRNA splicing, via spliceosome. Gene Ontology annotation, molecular function: RNA binding. Gene Ontology annotation, cellular component: U4/U6 x U5 tri-snRNP complex; U5 snRNP; U4 snRNP.